UGCACGCUGAGCCCCUGCAGGCUCCAAGGAGCUAGGAAGCUCAGCUGUCCACUCCUGUGUGCUCCAGUGUCAGGUGCUCUCCCUGCAGGUAUGUCCCAAUGUGAUGCCAGACUCUCCUGAGAAGUGCUUCCUCCAGUAACAUUUCCCCGAGUGCUGUUACAUGGACUGGGCACUCUGCACAUGCUGGGUGUCACCAUUCUGGAAAGACAAAGCCAGGGAGAAGUGGCCCAUCCUUGCAGCUUGUUGGUUGGUACCGAUGUAAGGCUGCUGCUGACGUGGGAUCCCUGAUGAAAACCUGUGUUUGGGGGCUGAUGGGCUGACCCCUUCCUCCCACUCUGUGUCUACAGCUACUGGAGGAAAAAUCCCACUAAUCAUAGGAAAUCCUCUCACAAACACGUUGGUAUUGUAGGUGGUGCUUUUCCUUCAUGUGUAGUGCUCCUCCUGUAAGAGUCCUAUUGCAAGGACUGAUGGCAUGAAGAAUGUUGCUCAGGAAGAAGCUGUGGGCAACAGCAGCUCUAUGCCUGGUGUUUCUCCUAUGGAAGACUUUCCAGGGCAGGUGUACAGGACACUUUGCCUCAUUGUGUACUUUUGUGGAGUCAUCGGGGCCUGUCUUCCUCUUCAAGGCCAAGCUUUGUAGCUGUGCCAGCUGUGUUGCAGAUCUCAACAGUUCGGCCUGGUUUAAUGAACACUAUGAUGCAGCUAUCAAUCCUGUGCUGACUGUGCAAACCCAAGAGAUCUCCCCAGAUGUUCUGCAGUGGUGGCUGAAGCUGCAGGGCUCCCAGAGCAGAACCCAGCUCCAGGGAAUAAUCAGGCACAUGUUUGACAUUCUCCCAUCCCCAGUCACUGGUGUGAUGGACACAGCCGGGUGCAGGACAUGUGCGGUGGUGGGAAAUUCUGGGAAGCUGAAGGGCUCCAGCCAUGGUACAGAGAUUGAUUCGCACGACUGGGUUCUGAGAAUGAACAGAGCACAGACUGUGGGGUUUGAGAAGGACGUUGGUACAAGAACAACACACCACUUCAUGUAUCCAGAGAGUGCUAUGAACCUUCAGCAUGGGGUGCACCUGGUGCUGGUUCCUUUCAAGCUGCAAGACCUGAAAUGGGUGACCAGUGCCUUUUCCACAGGGGAGCUCACAUUCACAUACACAAAAGUCAAACAGUUUAUUAAAGUUGACAGAAGCAAGGUGCUAAUACUGAACCCUGCUUUUCUCAAAUACAUCCAUGACAAUUGGACACAACACCAUGGGAAGUAUCCAUCCACUGGUCUGACAGCUUUGCUUUUCGCCUUGCACAUUUGUGAUCAGGUCUCAGUGUUUGGAUUUGGUGCAGACAGCAACGGGAAAUGGCACCAUUACUGGGAGGAGAACCGCUUCUCUGGGGCAUUCCGCAGGACUGGAGUUCAUGAUGCUGACUUUGAGCUCAGCCUCAUCAAGAAACUGGUUGCUGAAGGCCAAAUCUCAUUGUACAACUAGUGAAGGAACAACUCCAGUGCCUCUGUCCUGGCUGCCCUCUACAAUUCCCACUGGCUAAGCAGCAUUCCUUUCCCUAUAGUGCUCAUCAGUUCUAGUGCUGGAAAGAUCUCUCUUCUGUGUAGAUGGCUCACAUUGCUGUUAAUGAUUGGUACAGGGAUAAGAGUUGAGCCCUCAAAAACCCAUGACAAAUUUGCUUCCCAAUGGAUUGCACAGGAAUAGCAUUUUUGGGACUAGAAACUAUUUAAAUACAUCAUGUAGCACAUGCAAUUGUCAGGUUCCCUAUACACGUAACAGAAUAACAUGCAGGCAGACAGGCUGGCAGCCCCAUCCAUAGUUAGUUGCCUGAUGCUUCCCAUUUUAAGGCCCUCUUUCAGGCCUUAAAAUCUUCCACUGUUUGGUUGGAAACUUGCCUCAUGCUAUGUGUGCAUGCACACGUGCAUGCACGCACACACACACAUACACACACACUCUCUCUCUCUUCAGCAAAAUGCUUUGGCCAUUUCUCAGAAUGAAGUUUAUGGCCAACAUUAAAAGCCAGCCUUCUACCUGAUUAAUUGAGCAUUGCUACUAAUUUGGAGAAGGGCUUUAUGGAUUGCCUUAGAGCCAGGGAUGUGCCAUUUUUCACAACAACUAACCCAAGUUUCAAUAGUUUAUGAGACUUUGAAAAGCCCUAGUUUGCACACAUUUAAUAGUCCUGCUAAAGAUUGGCUGUGAAAUUCUGGGAAGCUUCCUGGUUACAGGGGCUAAGACAUGCCCUAUAACGCAGGGGCGGGCAAAAUACAGCCUGCUUGCUGGAUCUGGCCUACCAAGUGAUUUCAUUUGGCCUGCGGGUGGGCCCACACUGAGCCCUGCAGUGUGCUGCGCUCCCACCCUUGUGUGCAGGAAGGCCCUGGCCCUGGCUGUGGCCAGCACACACAGCUUCUGGGUGGGACUGCUGCUACUACUGCUGCAUAUGCCUGGGGAACUAUCACGUCUCAGCCUCUUGUUGGUUCAGAUCAAGUGUACUCCUGUGCUUGCCUGGCAGGGGGAAAUACCAUGGUCACCAUGGUGGCUUUCUAGUUGCACCUGGGGAAGACCACUCUGAUGGCAUGGGAUAGUACCUGCAUAGGUAAUGCAUAAUUAAUCUUGACUUUAUGACCACUUUAUGGAAAUGGGAGACUCCUCCCUAGCUUGCUCCUGAGGACUUAUGGCUAAGGGCAAACUUGGGAGCAUCUGAUUCCCAAGCCUCCGGGUUUGGGCCUGCAAAUAGGAUGACCACCAAAGGAUUUGGGAAUAUCUGAAGCCCCAGGUGGGGAUAGAGGAUGUUGGCCGGUAGUAGAGCCACUUAUGGUUCUGGACUGACUCAUGAAUGUGGAAUCUAAUUUGGCUUGGUAUACAGAAAAUUUAAAUUAAAAAACAAACAAACCCUGCUUGGCUCCCCCCCUCUUGUGGGUCCUUCACCUGACACUGCUGCAGCACUCUGGGCAACAAGUAGGGAAGCAAAGGCGGGUGUGGGGAAAUCGCAGCUGGGCAGGAGUAAAGGGCCAGUGGAAGUGUGGAGCCCAAGGCAUGGGGCCUGCACUUAGCAGGAGCGCAGAGCCUGGGUCAGUCCAUUCCAUCAUGCAGAUCUCCCUGUGGUUCACGUACAGCUCCUGGGACCCAUACCACCAGAGGGAAGCCCUGUGUGGUGGAGCUGACAGCUUCCCCUUCUUCCUGCCACCACAUGCAGCUCCCAGGACUCUGCUGGAAAUGGCAGGGAGCCCUGUGCGAUGGAACCUGGCUAGCUUGGUGUCAUUCCCUGCUUCCCAGCAGAGUCCUGACAGCUGCACAUGGCAGAAAGGAGUGGGGCCAGGCAGCCAGCUCUAUCACAUGGGGCUCUGCCCUGUGGCGCACGGCUCUGGCCAGGUCCCAGAAGCUGCAUGUGAACUGCCUGGAGCCCUGCACGAUAGAACUGGGUUGACCUGGUCCUGCUGCCACAUGCAGGUCCUGGAACUGGCCAAAUCCAUAUGCCACUGGGGAGCUCCACCAGCGUGGGCCAUGAGUGCCCCAAGAGCCUGCCUCCUGCUGCUGCUGCUUGCAGCAGGGGCUGUGCACCAUUGGGGGGGCACACCCCCACCCCACCAUAACCACACCCACAUCCCCCACACCCCAGCUAUGCCCCUUCACCGCUCCCCACAAACCCCACACCCCCCACAUCCCUCCACACAGCCACCCCCCACAAACCUCACACACCCACACCCUCCCCAACACCACCCCCACAAAAUAUACAAACAUAAGAUUUUAUUUUCAGGUAUUAUGCAAUCACCUCUAUAUAUACUUUGCAAACACAUGUAAAUCAGGACAACAUUUUUUUGGGAAAAAAAAUUAAAACGUCAUAGUAACUCUUUGAUUUUUUUUAUUAUAUUUUUUUU
Molecule: messenger RNA, 3859 nt
Organism: Alligator mississippiensis (American alligator)
Lineage: Eukaryota; Metazoa; Chordata; Crocodylia; Alligatoridae
Product: CMP-N-acetylneuraminate-beta-galactosamide-alpha-2,3-sialyltransferase 2
Exons: 7
Coding region: 480-1469 (329 amino acids)
Molecular function (GO): beta-galactoside (CMP) alpha-2,3-sialyltransferase activity
Source: RefSeq, a predicted model, not a curated record